This is a messenger RNA of Pichia kudriavzevii, 729 nucleotides long. RefSeq lists its product as uncharacterized. NCBI's taxonomy places the organism in Eukaryota, Fungi, Ascomycota, Pichiomycetes, Pichiales, Pichiaceae. Bases 1 to 729 code for a protein of 242 amino acids. The transcript has a single exon. The record is from RefSeq and is a predicted model, not a curated record.
AUGGGACUCGAAAGAGAAGUUGCAGAUAUUGUAGACCAGCUCGGUUCUAUUGACAGUGAUGUCAUUGCCGAGGGGGUUGAGCACUUGGAGAAGUUGCUGUUAGGAGUAUGCAUGGACACGAAUUUAGAGAAGGCCUUUCUUGAUGUGCAGACACGCCAUCUCCAGUAUUCCCUUGCACGACUCUUGUUACCGCUCCUUCUCCACUCCACGACAUCGCCAUCGCCAUCAACGUUGCCAUUGUCUCUGCAACUGCAGAUGUACCCGCUUCUACGCGGGGUGCUUCUCCUACACCCAGAGAGCCGCCGGCUCGCCACUAGACGUGACCUUGCACAGGUGGUUGCUAACAUUACCCGCUUUGGAGCUGGCGGUAACAUCGACGCCAACAGUACACAUCUUGUGUGUGAGAAUCUACUCCUUAGUGUGGCCCUCUCUCUUGGAGAUUCAGGUACGGUCAAUUUCAACAUCCUCGUCAAGGAAAUGCAAAUAUUCGAUGGAGUUGUUACAUUGUUAGACACUGGAGGGCUCAGCUCAAAUUUCUCCAAUAACGGAUAUUCAAACAAACAUUCUCAAGAUCAAGUGCGAGUUCGGUGUUUGGAAUGGCUAUUUUUCUUUAUUGGCAAGACAUCAGCAUCUGAGCUGCGACGGAUGGCCCGCACCAGACUCGAACCCGCGUUUCUCGACCGUCUCGUUGCCGAAUACGCAGCCGAAAACCCAUUUUUCCUAAACUGA